Messenger RNA from Phalacrocorax carbo (great cormorant), 1829 nucleotides. Lineage: Eukaryota; Metazoa; Chordata; Aves; Suliformes; Phalacrocoracidae. The record is from RefSeq and is a predicted model, not a curated record.
CGCGGAGCGGGACCCGCUGGGGACAGGGUCGAAGCGCCAGCCGCCUCCCGCAGCGCUCUGCCCGCCGCGGCGCGGCCCGCCUCCUCAGCGCCGCGCUGCGCUGCGGUCCUCCCUGCCCUGCCCUGCCCUGCCCUGCCCGGCCCGGCUCGGCGCGGCGCGGCGGGGAGCGGAGCGGCCGGCCCGCCCCAGCCAGCCCAGCCAGCGCCCCCCCGCGCCUCCCCGGGGCGGGCUGCGGCGCGUGAGCGCGCUCCAGCACGCGGGUGCCGUUACGGCCGUUACCAGAGGCGCGCGGCGGGCGGGAGGAAGGGGGCGGGGCGGCGCUGCCCUCUGCGGUGGCGCCGCUCAGGUGAGGUGCGACGGCUGCGCGGCCCCGGCGCGGGUGUCGCGGUGGCCCCUGCGGGGCGUUUCGCCCCCUCGGGCAGGCGGCGGGGAGCGGCGCGCCGCCCUUCCUGCCCUCAGAGAGCUGGCUGCCAGGAUCCGAGAGGCUGCCGGCCAGGGAAUCCUGCGAGGUGCCUUGUUCCCCCCCUCGAUGUGACUAGCAUGGACAUCUGCCCUGUGUGUUGAAGCUGUAAGCAGAGAUGGAGAGGGCGAUGUUACCCUUCAAAGUGCACAUGGAACAGAUGAGGAGAAGUUGUGUCAGCAGCACGGAGACAUUAAUGAACAAAACAAAGAAAAUUUAUGUUCCAGAAGCUGCGGGCCCUCUCCUGCCAACCUAUCCACACGAGUUCAGUUAUGACGAAGACCAAGAUCAGGAUGCCAUAGGUGGAAAGAAGAUUAUUAAUCGGACAUUUCUUUCUCUUUCCCAAAUUACUGCUUUGUCGGAACAAAAUGUAGAAGGACUUCAAAAAAAGCUGGAAGAAUUUCUGAAUUUUAAACAAUUAAAGACCUCUUUGAAGGAAGCUAUUUUGCUAGAUUAUUAUACCGCGGGAUUUUGGUGGGCUAAAGAAAUGAACUUUAGUCUUAUACAGCUCUCAGGAUUCAUGGAUCUAUUAAAUUUCCUGUUGGAGAACCUUAGUGACAAACAUAUGACCUUAGGAGAUAAUUUAAAAGAACUUGGAAAAGCAAUGGCUGGAAUAGGAGAAACUGAUUCAGAAGGAAAUGGUGACUUGAAGUUCUUCAGCAUUGAGCAAGCCAAAGCAGUCAUUGAUUACCUGAAUAUCAGCUUAUUUAAACACUAUAAACUCUAUGAAUACCUCUUCCAUGGUCCUAGAGAAGAACUUGUGAUGAGUAAUGAGCAUGUGAUUGAACUUGCCCAACCUGCAGUUCCCCCCUUCCCUGCUCUGCUGGAAGAAGGGAUGCCUUUGGAUAUCUAUUCAUCAUUCAUAAUAUCACCAACAGCUGCAGAGACAGAAUCUAAGGCUUCUGAUCAGGAGGGUUACCUGGAAGAGUCCUGUCCAGUGGUAGAGUCCUUCGAGGCAGAUGCUGUGGCUGGUGUAACUGCUGAAGAGCAGAAGUCCGCAGUGGCUGAAAUCCCAAAUGAAAUUAUUGGCAACCUAGAGCAGGAGAUAAAUGAAAAGCUGCAAAAGCAAGAAGAAGCUUAUACUUUGAGAACAGAAAAAUUAAAAAGUCCUGAAUAAGAUACCGGAUAAGAAAGGUGAUGUUGAAUGUUACAGAAAUUGGACAGUAAGGGGAUGGUGUGCGCAGGGGACUGGCUCCCUGCCUGGACCUAAUUAUUUUUGUAUAAAGGAAAAUGGUUCUGUUAACAUUACCUAGAAAUAGUUCUCCCAGUUCCUCAAACUUACUGUGUUCUGCCAGUGGUGUUGUUUAGUUUAGACUUAAGUAGAAGAUUAUAAACACAAGGGUAUGUAAUUAAAACAUGUUGAGGUUCA